Ricinus communis (castor bean) is the source of this 2011-nucleotide messenger RNA. RefSeq names its product fluoride export protein 1. Gene Ontology annotation, biological process: fluoride transmembrane transport. Gene Ontology annotation, cellular component: membrane. The coding region runs from base 507 to 1838 and encodes 443 amino acids. Gene Ontology annotation, molecular function: fluoride transmembrane transporter activity. Lineage: Eukaryota; Viridiplantae; Streptophyta; Magnoliopsida; Malpighiales; Euphorbiaceae. The record is from RefSeq and is a predicted model, not a curated record. The transcript has 6 exons.
UUUGGCAAGGCAGCGAUGUGGAAGUUGGACAAUUAGCAAGGCGAAUCCUUGCUUCUGCUGCAUAAAGUAAGGUCAGUCUUUUGCUACAUGCAGCAGGGACUGUCGUUGCAGUUAAAGAAGAGAAAAAGAAAAAACAAUGGCCAUACAGGGAUUGAAGGGCCAGUGACGUUGGUAGCAUAUCUUGCUAUAUGCAUGCAUGCCCUUGUAAGUUGCAGGCACGCAUUAGAUGAGACAAAGUCCAUGCUUCUGUCAAUUAACUCUCACAUUUGACUUGUAUUUCAAUUAAAAUUUACGCAAUUGCAAUGCUUGUUUAAAUGAUGUUACAUCUGCCUAUGGUAGUUUCUUUAGAAAAGAACAAAAAAAGAAAGAAAAUUUAGGGGUUGUGACUCUUGAGUUAAUAAAAAAUAUAUAUAUGCAUUUUCAUCACCAGCUGCAUCAUUUUCUUGUCAUAUCUUAUUGAUUAAUGUAUAUAAGUACUUCUACUUUGAAGAUAUUUUCCAUCAAAUAUGGAUUCUUCUCUAAGGCAUUCUUCAAAGCUAUCACACAGUUUGCCCUUUCAAAUAGAUGAUGGUGAUGAUGAUAUUGAAAGCCAAAAUGUUUCAGAUGCAGGUGAAAUGGCUCUUCAUAAUGAGAGUGGAACCAUUAGGUCCUCUCUUGAUGAUGCAAUAGAAGCUAGAGUAAUACUUCCCCUAAUUGAGGAUAAUUUAUUGCAAUCAAAUGGAUUUUGGUCUCAACAUUUCACAAAUAUGAAUACAAAGUCAUCUGUGUCACCAUUGCCAGAAGAUCUCAUACCUCCUCUUCCCACUGAUGCAAAAGAACAAGACAAAGAGACAACAAAUUCAGCAAUGAUGUUGCCGCUGAUGUUGGAGUAUAUAUUAUGUUUUAUAUAUCUGUCUGUUUUUGGGAUUCUUGGGGUUUUAUCAAGAUACUUGCUAAAAAGACUAUUUGGCCCUAGUCUUGCUGGUGUGACAAGUGACAAUUACCCUCUAUACCUUGACCUUCCUUGCAACAUGGUUGGGCCUUUCUUGAUGGGAUGGUGGGGUGUUGUAUUCAGAAGAGAUAUAGCGAAUGUGUCUGAUCAUUUGGCCGAUGGACUAACAACUGGCUACUUGGGAAGUCUCUCAUCUUUCAGUGGUUGGAAUCAAAAAAUGCUAAAUCUCGUUCUUGAUGGCAACUGGGUCUUUGCUGUGGUUGGAUUUCUUAUAGGCUUGUUCCUUUCAGCCUAUUCUAUCAGAUUUGGCAUCGGGACCGCUAAGUGUUUCAAGUCAUUUCUCAAAAGACUAAACAGAAGUGAAACUAAAACUAGCAACAACAGGAGAGUGGAAAGCUGCAAGCGUCAUUCGGCAGCUGUGCUGUUGUUAGUACUUCUGCUAGGCAUUUUGUGGAGUGUGAGUGGCACAAUGCUAAAGAAGGAGUUCAGCAGUGGCAGCAACGAAGCCCAUUUGUGGCUAGCUUGCUUAGUUGCAGCCCCAGGAGUGUGGGUCAGGUGGUCCUUGGCUCGACUUAAUGGAUGUGGAUUAGGAAAGACAGGACACCUGAAAUGGGUGCCUCUUGGGACUUUAACUGCCAAUGUUUCUUCAGUUUGUGUCAUGGCAGCACUGUCAGCUUUGAAGAAAGAGGUACAGACCAAGACAUGCAAUACCAUUGCGACAGGCAUACAAUUGGGAUUUUGUGGUUGUUUGAGUAGUGUUUCAGCAUUCAUUGCUGAGUACAACGCAAUGGAAGACUGUAACGAAAAUUUAAGAGCUUAUGCAUAUGCCCUAACAACGAUACUCAUCUCUUUUGGCUUGGGGAUCUUGAUAUACUGCCUACCUGUUUGGACAAGGGGAUUUCAGUAGGAUGCUAUAUAUGCUACCAUUACGAUGACCUUUCUGCCAAGUUUCUCAUAUAUAAGUAUAGAACUCCUAUAUAUUCUUUCUUACUAGAUUUAGAUAUGCACCGUAAUAAAUAAUAGGAGAAUAUUAUAUAUAUAUAUUGGAAUAAUAUAUCAGACUUAAAUAAAAAAUUUCAA